AUGGCCGUCACGGGGUACGACCCCGUCUCAGCCUCCCCCACCCGAUCAUCUGUCAUCCAGGUGGGUGGGCUUUCCGUCGUGGAUGCCACGAUCGGCCGUCCCUCCGCUGCUUAUGACCGUACUCAGAUCGCAACGGGCCAUGCUCGGGUCCAUACUGGCCGCAGCCUAGCUCGGGCCCGGCGCCUGGUGGGGAAUCUGCUGCUCUACAAUCUGGAGUUUGAGUCCAACUUACUGCGUUCCCAACCGUUCCUCAUCGUCGCCGCCCGGGCGUUCCAGUGCAAUUGUACAGUGGGAUACCACGGGAUUUUAUGUGAACUGGAUGUGAAUGAAUGCGAGCUUCUACCUUGUCUGAACAAUGGCAGCUGCUAUAAUAUGCCUGGAGGCUUCCAGUGUCUCUGUCCCCGUGGAUUUACAGGUAGAAGAUGUGAAGUUAAUAUCAAUGACUGUGCAUCUGUUCCGUGCAACAAUGAGGGGACAUGCAUUGAUGGUAUCAGUCUCUACAGCUGCAUCUGUUUGAAAGGUUUUGCUGGAACGAAUUGUGAACACAAUGUAAAUGAAUGCGCCUCAAACCCUUGUCUUCAGGGCAUUUGCGUGGACUUGGUGAAUGGAUUUCAAUGCCACUGCAAGCCAGGAUGGAUGGGUUCACGAUGUGACAGCAAUAUUGACGAGUGCAGUUCCAACCCUUGUUUAAAUGGAGGAGCAUGUCAGGAUUUAGUUGGUACCUAUACCUGCACAUGCUUGGAUGGAUACAGUGGCAAGAACUGCCAAACAGACCUUGACGUCUGUAAAGAAAAUGUGCUGAACUUCACCCACUGUCUCAACGGAGGAAUAUGCAUUGAUGGACCGGGCACAAAUUUCAGUUGCUGGUAGCCUUCAGGCUU
This is a messenger RNA of Amblyraja radiata (thorny skate), 881 nucleotides long. Its product is annotated as fibropellin-1-like. Gene Ontology annotation, molecular function: Notch binding; calcium ion binding. The transcript is spliced from 7 exons. NCBI's taxonomy places the organism in Eukaryota, Metazoa, Chordata, Chondrichthyes, Rajiformes, Rajidae. Bases 1 to 870 code for a protein of 289 amino acids. Gene Ontology annotation, biological process: Notch signaling pathway. The record is from RefSeq and is a predicted model, not a curated record.